Propithecus coquereli (Coquerel's sifaka) is the source of this 1160-nucleotide messenger RNA. RefSeq names its product dual oxidase maturation factor 2 (gene DUOXA2). Bases 157 to 1119 code for a protein of 320 amino acids. The record is from RefSeq and is a predicted model, not a curated record. NCBI's taxonomy places the organism in Eukaryota, Metazoa, Chordata, Mammalia, Primates, Indriidae. The transcript is spliced from 6 exons. Gene Ontology annotation, cellular component: endoplasmic reticulum membrane. Gene Ontology annotation, biological process: protein transport.
CGCUUCCUUGGCGAGGAGCCGCGGGGCUCAGACUUGACCAGCCCACUCGGUCCCAGUCUUGACCCGAAAAGACGCCAAAGAGGCACUCUCCCGCCUCCAGGCAGCCCCAAUUUACCUGCUCGCUCACCUACGCGCUGCGCUCGGCGGGCUUGCGGCAUGACCCUGUGGAACGGCGUGCUGCCUUUUUACCCCCAGCCCCGGCAUGCCGCAGGCUUCUGCAUCCAGCUGCUUAUCGUCAUUCUGGUGUUCUCGACCUUGGCCGCCAGCUUUCUGCUCAUCUUGCCUGGGAUCCGUGGCCACUCGCGCUGGUUCUGGUUGGUGAGAGUUCUUCUCAGUCUGUUUAUAGGCGCAGAAAUUGUAGCGGUGCACUUCAGCACAGAUUGGUUCGUGGGUACAGUGAGCACCAACACAUCCUACAAAGCCUUCAGUGCUGAGCGCAUUAGAGCCCACGUCGGUCUGCGCGUGGGCCUGGUGGGCGUUAAUAUUACACUCACAGGGAUCCCAGUGCAUCAGCUGAACGAGACCAUUGAUUACAAUGAGCAGUUCACCUGGCGUCUGGACGAGGACUACGCAGCGGAGUACGUGCACGCGCUGGAGAAGGGGUUGCCGGACCCAGUGCUCUACCUGGCGGAAAAGUUCACACCGAGUAGCCCUUGCGGGCUGUACCACAAGUACCACCUGGCCGGACACUAUGCCUCGGCUAUGCUGUGGGUGGCGUUCUGCUUCUGGGUCCUCUCCAACGGGCUGCUCUCCAUGCCAGCCCCGCUGUACGGGGGCUUGGCGCUGCUGGUCACCGGCGCCUUCGCGCUCUUCGCGGUCUUCGCCUUCGCCUCCAUCUCCACCGUGCCGCUCUGCCCGCUCCACCUCGGCGCCUCUGUGCUCACCGCUCACUACGGCGCCGCUUUUUGGGUCACGCUGGCAACCGGCAUCUUGUGCCUCCUCCUUGGAGGGGCCGUGGUGAGUCUCCACUACGCUCGGCCCAGCGCUCUUCGAGCCUUUCUGGACCAAAGCCUGAAGGACAGCAGUAGCCAGGGGAGAGAGGGCUCGCCUCUCGUCCUGAAGAACCCGCUGCACAAGCAGUCUGCGCUCCCCGAUUUACAGGUCACCACUAACCUGUGAUGGGGACCCAACUCCGGACUCCUUCCCCGCCUGGCGUCCUC